GGUUCUGUCCUGCGGAGGUCGUGGUUUGGGACUCCUGCCGGUCCCACGGCCCCCAUGUGAGGGUUGGUGGUUUGACUCGGUGCUUUAGCCAAUGUACGUGGCAUAAAUGGUGUGUCGCCUGACGCCGUCUUGCUUUCGUUUCCCUUUUAAUAUGGGCUCGCUCUUGCUCCCCCUGGGUAGGAGAGGAAGAUGCUUUGUUGCGGGAAAGAACCAGAGGGAGGACCGCAGUGAAAUGCUCUGAAUCUCAGUCAGUGCUGUGCUUCUGCGCUGCCUGAGUAGAAGCAGGCAGGCAGGCUGGUAACGAGGCCCUGAGGCACGUCCAGUUUUCCCAUAUGGCCCUCACCAGCUGAAAAUGCUAGGGAAUCUGAGGAGCAAGUGCACAAAUCAGACCAAGAUGUUCCCGUUAAACAUUUCUGUCCAGACAAGUAUGCAGAUUCUGUGCCUAAAGUACUCCUACUCUUCUCUUAUCAGGUGCAGUUUGAAACUAUUGCAGAAAUAGUGUCCUGGGAAAAAUCUUUUUGGAAUUAAUUGAGAGUAGUAGCGGCUGAUAUAUUCUUGUGGCCUCUCUUGAAAGCUAUACCUUGGCUCAGCUCUUCCCUCUAGCUUCACUGGUGCUUCUGGGAAGUGCUGUGCUCCUCACUUACGGAAGAAGACAUGGUUUAAUAAUUUGUUUGCAUUAAUGGUCUAUGAGAAGUGUCCUCUAGGCCAAGAAGCAACUCCUCCUGCUGAAGAGAGGAACACAGAGCCCUGUUCCUCUCAGGUGGCUGUGCUGCAGCACUUUGCUGAACUCCAGGCAGCCCCUCCACCCCUUCCUGGAGUCUUUGUGGAAGGACCAUGGAAGAAACUGAGGAGGAAAAAAAGGAUGAGGCUGAUUAUAAAAGGCUUCACAGUUUUCCUCUGAUUAGGCACUCGGACAUGCCGGAGGAGAUGCGCGUAGAGACCAUGGAGCUGUGUGUCACAGCGUGUGAGAAGCAUGCCACCAACAAUGAGAGUGCUGCCAAGAUGAUCAAAGAGACGAUGGACAAGAAAUUUGGGUCCUCCUGGCAUGUAGUGAUUGGGGAAGGUUUUGGCUUUGAGAUCACUCACGAGGUGAAGAACCUGCUGUACAUGUUCUUCGGUGGCAGCCUGGCUGUGUGCGUCUGGAAGUGCUCCUAACUCCUGUCUGGGUCCCAGACUCGCUGACUUCAAGAGAUUUCUUCCUGCUCUUAACAAGUUUUGUAUGAUCUGGAGGUGGGGCUUUAUUUUUAAUACUUAAAUGUCAAGAUUUCUUUUUUUCAUACUGACGUAACAGUUCUGUGGGAUACAUAAAGUUGGCGCGCGUGUGUGUGUGUGUAUAAACUUGCUAAACUGUCCUGUCCUUAUGCUUGUGAGAUUUCUCAUCUGUCUAUGGCUCUUUCCUUGGUGUUUGAGCUGGAGCAGGAGGGAAGUGAGGAACAGGUAAUCUCACAACACACUGCACAGCAGUGCUGGCAGGGGAAAGCAAAAGGUGCUGUCUAGCCCUAUGGUUUUUUAAACUCCCAUUUAUUCCACAUAGUUUUCCUCUCUCCUCUUGCUUUCUCUGUUAUCAUGUAGUAUUGCUCUAAACCAGCACCUGUCUUUCCUCUCUCUGGAUGCUGUUUAUGCAUUCUUCCUCCCUUCUAUGAUGUCUGUGCGGACCUGACAGCACAAAUGGUCUCCCUUCAGGCUGCCUCUGGAGGUGUGAGCCACAGGGAAGCAGUCCCAGAUUGCCCUUCCCUGCUGCUUUGGAAGGGUACAACAGCUGAGCUGUCUGGGUGUAGGAGGUUGCUAUGCAAACUGCCCCCUCCUUUCUCACCCACAGAACACUGAGACAGCAUGAAAACACAGGCGGCUGACGAUGCCUGGGGAGUGGGUGAGAGCUCUUUUUAAGGCUCAAAUGCCUCCCUGUCAGUUCCUGGGGGUGUUGCAAGUGCUGUGUACUUGCAGCAUCUUGUUUGGAGGCUGACAGAGGAAGGAGGGUCCAUGGGAAAUACAACUUGGUCAUCAGAAACCUAAUCUCUCUCUGAACUUGCAUUCUUUUAGCCUGUUUCAUUUUUUAAAGCUGUUGGUGUUGGAGGAUUGAAUGAGUAACUAUGUUACGUGUAUGGUUAAUUUAUAAAACCUGAGGAACUGUGUUUUUGCAAUAAAAGUUUAGUAAAACGUC
Molecule: messenger RNA, 2161 nt
Organism: Hirundo rustica (Barn swallow)
Lineage: Eukaryota; Metazoa; Chordata; Aves; Passeriformes; Hirundinidae
Gene: DNAL4
Product: dynein axonemal light chain 4
Exons: 4
Coding region: 835-1155 (106 amino acids)
Biological process (GO): microtubule-based process
Cellular component (GO): dynein complex
Molecular function (GO): dynein light intermediate chain binding; dynein intermediate chain binding
Source: RefSeq, a predicted model, not a curated record